AGAACAGGGCAAGUAAAAGAAGAAGAAAAAGAUAAUUACAGAGGUCUCUUUCUCCAAUUCUUUUUAAGCUUUCUUUCACUAUCUUGUUUUUCCAAUAUCAUUCCUUUUUUCUUGGGAUUGUUUCACGACAUGGGUUCUUGUAAAGGCGAACAACAACAACAUCGUCACGACGAAACUCACUGUGUUUUGGUUCAGGGGCCUAUUAUCAUAGGUGCAGGACCCUCUGGUCUAGCAACCUCGGCUUGCCUUAAACAAGAAGGUGUACCUUCUCUUAUCCUUGAGAAAAGUGAUUGCAUUGCCUCUUUAUGGCAACAUCGGACCUACGAUCGACUCAAACUCCAUCUUCCCAAACAGUUUUGCCAACUCCCACUCCUUGGGUUCCCGCAAAAUUUCCCAAAGUACCCGACUAAACACCAGUUCAUAUCUUACAUGGAGUCCUACGCUUCACACUUCUCAAUCCAACCUACGUUCAACCAAGCAGUGACAAGCGCCGAGUUUGAUCACGUUACGGGGUUCUGGAGGGUUAAAACUCAAGAUUCUGAAUACAUUUCAAGGUGGCUCGUUGUCGCCACUGGUGAAAAUGCUGAGCCUUUAAUACCGUACAUUCCUGGGAUUCAUACAUUUAGUGGUCCGGUCCUCCAUACAAGUUCAUACAAGUCUGGUUCCGAGUUUAAAAACCAAAGGGUUUUGGUUAUUGGAUGUGGAAACUCCGGCAUGGAAGUCUGCUUGGACCUUUGUCGAUACAAUGCAAUUCCUCACAUGGUUGUUAGAAGCACAGUGCAUGUAUUACCGAGGGAAAUGUUCGGUUUCUCGACAUUUGGUAUGGCGAUGGCGCUUCUCAAAUGGCUCCCUCUAAAGCUAGUAGAUAAAUUGCUUUUGCUGGUAUCCAACUUCACCUUGGGUAACACGGACCAAAUAGGUCUCCGGCGGCCGAAAACGGGUCCAAUCGAGCUCAAGAAUGUUACUGGAAAAACUCCAGUGCUCGACGUCGGUGCACUGGCACAAAUAAAAUCCGGUAAAAUUAAGGUAAUUGAAGGUGUGAAAGAGAUAACGAGAAAUGGAGCUAGGUUCAUGGAUGCGCAAGAAAAGGAGUUUGAUGCGAUAAUAUUAGCAACUGGAUACAAAAGCAAUGUGCCUACUUGGCUCAAGGGAUGUGAUUUUUUCACCGAAGAUGGCAUGCCAAAAACGUCGUUUCCUAACGGAUGCAAACUGUACACAGUCGGGUUUACAGGAAGAGGGCUUUUAGGAACGGCUUCUGACGCCGUUAAGAUUGCUCAAGACAUUGGUGAACAAUGGAGGACAAUCUAA
Hibiscus syriacus is the source of this 1308-nucleotide messenger RNA. Its product is annotated as probable indole-3-pyruvate monooxygenase YUCCA4. The transcript has 3 exons. The record is from RefSeq and is a predicted model, not a curated record. Gene Ontology annotation, cellular component: endoplasmic reticulum membrane. Gene Ontology annotation, biological process: auxin biosynthetic process. The coding region runs from base 130 to 1308 and encodes 392 amino acids. Gene Ontology annotation, molecular function: N,N-dimethylaniline monooxygenase activity; flavin adenine dinucleotide binding; NADP binding. Lineage: Eukaryota; Viridiplantae; Streptophyta; Magnoliopsida; Malvales; Malvaceae.